AUGGCGGAAGUGGCGGCGCAGCGCGCCGUCGGCGUCCCAGCAGGGGGCGGCGAUGAGCAGGCGAACCUUGCGGCGGCGGCGGCGGCAAUGCGGGGGCGCGCCCGCGGCGAGGUGGACACGUCGUCGCCGUUCCAGUCCGUGCGCCAGGCCGUCGACCUGUUCGGCGGCGGGGCGGCCGCCGUCUCCCAGUGGCGGCACCCGCAGGCGCUGCCGCCCGUCCACCUCCGCCCAGAGGAAGAAGAACUUAUGAAAGUUGAGGAACAAACAGUGAAGCUGGAGAUGGAACUUUUUGUUAAGGAAAAGGAAACAUUUAAGGUCUUGAAAGAACUACAGGAAACAAAGCAGGUUAUAGAUGGCUUGAAAGUACAAAUAGAGAAGGUAACAGCAGAGGACACAAAUGCUGCAAAAGGCCAUGCUGAUACAUGGAUAGUACAUCCACUUCCUGCUGUCGAACAAAAAUCCAGUAGCCAUACCGAGCCACCAAUCCAGAGCACAAAAGGUACACAGUCCCCACUCACCACGUUGAUCAAGCUGAAUCAGGCAAAAGCAUUCCUUAACACGGAUACUGUCAACAUGUUAAAGAGCCAGAUAGAGAAGGAGAAAGGGUCACUUGAGAAAACCCGUGAAAGGUUACAAUUCAACCUGGGGAAGGCUUCAUCAUUAGAAGCAGAUUUGACCAAAACUGUUGCUCAGCUGCAAGCAGUAAAAGCGCCACAACCUGUCCUUGAGCCUUCUGAAAUCUGGUUGCAGAUGAAGCACUUGAAUGCUGAGAAAGCGAAGCACAAGAAGGUGUCAGAGGAUUUGAGAAACGAGAUUUGUGAAUUGACAGCUGCAAUCGAGCACACAAGGUCUAAGAAAAAGACUCUGCAGUUCAGAAUCGUCAUGGCGGAGAAACUGAAGGAAGCUUCCCAACGUGGAGAAUCUAUUGCUCUUGCAGAGAUGAAAAAACUGAGCAACGGGCGGGACCUGAACGCCACCACUUCUGAUGUCACACUCUCUGUUGAGGAGUACUCUACGUUUGUGCUCAAAGCACAAGAAGCAGAUGGUGCCACUAGGAAGAAAAUUGACGCAGCAAUGCAAGAGCUCGAUCAAGCAAACCAGUGUAAGCUAGAACUCUUGGAAAGAGUGGAGGAAGCAAUGGCAGCUGUCGAGACGAGCAGGAAGGCUCUGGAGGAGGCGCAGAAGAGGGAGGAAUCUGAAAACAAAGCCAAGCUUGCAGCUGAAGAGACGCACCGAAAACUGCGGUCAGACCAAAUAAUCCAGAACUGGCGCCCGAUCAACAACAGUUCUGUAAAAUUCAAGAACACGGCACUGGCACCACCCCGGAGAGCAGCAGGCUCUGGGAUAUAUGAUGUGAACGGCCUGAGCCUGGUGACCACGGGCCCAAACAACGUGAAGACGGUGUCCAUCGGACAGAUCCUGAGCAUGAAGCUGGACCGCGAGCUUGAAAUGGCAAAGACCACGAACACGAGGAAGAAGGUUUCUCUCGGGCAGAUCCUGAGCCAGAAGUACGAAAUGUUCUCCCCGUUGCGGAUAGACCACGACUGCGGUUCGCGCAAACAGUUCCAGCCGAGGAGGAAGAGAAUGGGGUUCGUCGUGUAUGCGCUGCUGCUCGCAAAGCAGAGGCACAGGAGGAGGAAGGCCUGCACUCAUGGUGGCUUCAGCUAG
Messenger RNA from Miscanthus lutarioriparius, 1668 nucleotides. NCBI's taxonomy places the organism in Eukaryota, Viridiplantae, Streptophyta, Magnoliopsida, Poales, Poaceae. The record is from the annotation of a GenBank genome assembly.